Molecule: messenger RNA, 321 nt
Organism: Vicia faba (fava bean)
Lineage: Eukaryota; Viridiplantae; Streptophyta; Magnoliopsida; Fabales; Fabaceae
Source: the annotation of a GenBank genome assembly
AUGUUGGAGAUUGAAGCCAUGGCAGGAGCGGUGGAUAUUUCAAAUGUUAGUAAAGGGAAAAAUGAGUCGUUACUUGAAAGCAAAACCAAACGACGGAAAUGGACAAGGAGACAAAGUACUAGAAAUGCAUAUCCAAAAAAUAAAUUAGAAAAGGAGGUGGAGUGUGGAAAGAGGAACUUAGUUGACGUUAUGAUUCUUGAUGGCACCGUGGAAGCUUAUGGAAAAGGAGAGAAGAAGUUGAAAGGGCAAGAGGAGGUUGGAAGCACUUUAAUCAAAGUAUCAGAGGUGGUGUUGGAAUCUCAACACCGCCUACAACAAUAA